Molecule: messenger RNA, 5191 nt
Organism: Siniperca chuatsi (mandarin fish)
Lineage: Eukaryota; Metazoa; Chordata; Actinopteri; Centrarchiformes; Sinipercidae
Exons: 7
Coding region: 1278-4583 (1101 amino acids)
Biological process (GO): protein ubiquitination
Molecular function (GO): protein binding; zinc ion binding; ubiquitin-protein transferase activity
Source: RefSeq, a predicted model, not a curated record
GAAGCAGUGGCAGGAGGAAAUGUUUGUUUCCACCAGCAGUGACUGAAUACACUCCGGCUGUAGGAGAGUGAACAGUAAACAGUGAGUGUGAUAUCAAUGAGAUAGAAUCACAUGCUGCAUUGUUUCCUGUGAACAGGACUGCAUUACUGGAGAACAAGAAAAAAGUCCUGACAGCCUUCCUCAUGUCUGAGCACUUGUACAUGGCUCCCUGCUGCACUGCAGCAGCAACAACAGGCGUCCAUGUAGACCACUAACUGACACAGAACGACCACUAGAUGGAUCCCAACACAAAGGAAAGGAGGAGACACCAUCGCCUCCAUAUUCACCAGUUUCCAAAGAAAAUCCACUUAUUUCAAGCAUUUCCUGGAAGUCUCCAUCUUGAUUCUCGUCUUGUUUUAACACAAAAGCUUAUUUCUUGAAAAUCCCUGAAACAAAGAAAUCUGGUAAACUGGUAGAAGUAGAAUGAACUCACAUUUUGUGGUACAAAUUAUUAGGUACACCUAGCUAAAGCUAAAGCAGGCUAAUACGUCAGUCCUGCAAAGAAGUACAUUUACAUCAGUGACGGUCGGCUAAAUAACAGAAACACCUGUCAGCAUAACACAAUACAGUUCAACAGCACCACAAACUGCAGCCUGCAAAAUGACCAACAGUUUCAACAAAAACUGAACAUUGAAACCUUCAAGAAGGGAGGAUUUAUUGCAGGGUUGUUUUCAAUAGACGGUAUUAGUUUUAGCUAGGUGUACCUAAUAAACUGGCAGCCUUUAGAGUUAAAAAUGAGGCCAAAUGACAUGUUAGGUGCUCAGUACCUUACCAAUGUACAUCAAUGGACAACAAUACCUGUAAACCAGCAUUUACCUUUAAUGUUGCAAACUAUAACAAACACUUUACAACAACACACCUGCAAUUUGUCUCCGAGUUACAUAUUACUGUACCACUAUUAUUAUUACUAAGGUCAGCGACGCCUCUUCACUUACCUUACUCCUCCCACCUGUUAGGGAUAGUACCACCUUUGCUCCUUAUUAAUCAGAGAAAACCCAGGUGUUUCCCAAUAAUCAUAUAAAUCAGAGGGAGGAAACAAAACCAACAGAGCUGCAGUAAGAGGCGGAGCAACACUGGAAAGACAAGAUUUUCAACGUCACAGAAAUGAAAGUUAAGUUUGUCAGAGUAGCAGCCACGCAGCAGUCAAGACAAAUCUAUGUUUCUCUCUAAAAGAAAAUUCAAACUGAGUUCAUCAGGUCUUUCUCAGCAACACAGCAGAGUCUCUGCCAAACACUGAUAUGGCUGCUGCAAACUAUCUGCGAUCUGAAGAUCAGUUUCUGUGCUCCAUCUGUCUGGAUGUGUUCACUGAUCCUGUCACCACACCAUGUGGACACAACUUCUGCAAAAACUGCAUCAAUGAACACUGGAAUACUAAUAACCAGUACCUGUGUCCGAUGUGUAAGGAGGCUUUUACCACAAGACCUGAGCUGCAGGUCAACACUUUCAUCUCUGAGAUAGUUGCUCAGUUCAGACAGUCAGCUCAACAGGAAGCCAGCAGCAGCAGCUCAGAGACACAAGUGUCGAAACCAGGAGAAGUUCCCUGUGACGUCUGCACUGCAACCAAACUGAAGUCCUGCCUGGUGUGUCUGGCCUCCUACUGUGAGACUCACCUGGAGUCUCGUCUGAAAAGACAUCAGCUGAUCGACCCUGUGGAGAACCUGGAAGGCAGGAUGUGUACGAAGCACAAUAAACCUCUGGAGCUGUUCUGUAAGACCGACCAGACAUGUGUCUACGCGCUCUGCCCUGUUUUAGACCACAAGACACAUGAUGUUGUUCCUCUGAAGGAAGGAUGUGAAGGGAAGAAGGCCGAGCUGGGGAAGACAGAGGCUGAAAUUCAGCAGAUGAUCCAGAAGAGACGACUGAAGAUUCAGGAGAUCAAAUGCUCGGUUGACCUCGGUAAGGAAGAUGCAGACAGAGAGAUAGCAGAAGGUGCUCAGGUCUUCACUUCUCUGAAGGAGUCUGUUGAGAGAGGCCAGGCCAAUCUCAUCCACACGAUCAAAGAGAAGCAGAAAACAACAGAGAAACAGGCCGAAGCUUUCAUCAAAGAGCUGGAACAGGAAAUCUCUGAGCUGAUGAAGAGAAGGACUGAGGUGGAGCAGCUCUCACGCUCUCAAGACCACCUCCAUCUUCUCCAGAGUUUCCAGUCCCUAAACACCCACCACCAACCACCCACCAAGGACUGGACAGAGGUCAGCGUCCCUCCACCAUCAUAUGAAGGGUCUGUGGUGAGAGCUGUGGCUCAGCUGGAGGAAACACUCAGUAAAGAGAUGAGGAAGCUGCUUGAGUCAGAGCUGAAGAGGGUCCAGCAGUAUGCAGUGGAUGUGACUCUUGAUCCUGAUACAGCACAUCGCUAUCUCAUCCUGUCUGAUGAUGGAGAACAAGUGAAUCAUGGUGAUGUAAAGAAGAAUCUUCCAGACAACCCAGAGAGAUUUUCUCGCUGUCUCUGUGUUUUAGGAAAGCAGAGUUUCUCUUCAGGCAGAUUUUACUUUGAGGUUCAGGUUAAAGGAAAGACUAAAUGGAGUUUUGGAGUGGCCAGAGAGUCGAUCAACAGGAAGGGACUAAUCACACUGAGACCUGAGGAUGGUUACUGGACUAUUGGGUUGAGAAAUGGAAAUAAGUACAAAGCUCUUGAUGACCCUUCAGUCCGUCUCUCUCUGAAGUCUCAGCCUCAGAAGGUGGGGGUGUUUGUGGAUUAUGAGGAGGGUCUGGUCUCCUUUUAUGACGUAGAUGCUGCAGCUCUUAUCUACUGCUUUACUGGCUGCUCCUUCACUGAGAAACUCUUCCCAUUCUUCUGUCCCUAUCUUAAUGAUGGUGGUAAAAACUCUGCACCUCUGAUCAUCUCUCCUGUCAGAGUCUUUCUCAGCAACACAGCAGAGUCUCUGCCAAACACUGAUAUGGCUGCUGCGAACUAUCUGCGAUCUGAAGAUCAGUUUCUGUGCUCCAUCUGUCUGGAUGUGUUCACUGAUCCUGUCACCACACCAUGUGGACACAACUUCUGCAAAAACUGCAUCAAUGAACACUGGGAUACUAACGACCGGUUCCUGUGUCCCAAGUGUAACGAGGCCUUUACCACGAGACCCGAUUUGAGGGUCAACACUUUGUUCUCUGAGAUGGUUGCUCAGUUCAGACAGUCAGCUCAACAGGAAGCCAGCAGCAGCAGCUCAGAGACACAAGUGUCCAAACCAGGAGAAGUUCCCUGUGACGUCUGCACUGGAACCAAACUGAAGGCCCUGAAGUCCUGCCUGGUGUGUCUGGCCUCCUACUGUGAGACUCACCUGGAGCCUCAUCUGACAAUGUCAGGCCUGAAAAGACAUCAGCUGAUCGACCCUGUGGAGAACCUGGAAGGCAGGAUGUGUACGAAGCACGAUAAACCUCUGGAGCUGUUCUGUAAGACCGACCAGACAUGUGUCUGCAUGCUCUGCAAUGUUUCAGACCACAAGACACAUGAGGUUGUUCCUCUGAAGGAAGGAUAUGAAGGAAAGAAGGCCGAGCUGGGGAAGACAGAGGCUGAAAUUCAGCAGAUGAUCCAGAAGAGACGACUGAAGAUUCAGGAGAUCAAACACUCGGUUGACCUCGGUAAGGAAGAUGCAGACAGAGAGAUCGCAGAAGGUGUUCAGGUCUUCACUUCUCUGAAGGAGUCUGUUGAGAGAGGCCAGGCCAAUCUCAUCCACACGAUCAAAGAGAAGCAGAAAACAACAGAGAAACAGGCCGAAGCUUUCAUCAAAGAGCUGGAACAGGAAAUCUCUGAGCUGAUGAAGAGAAGGACUGAGGUGGAGCAGCUCUCACGCUCUCAAGACCACCUCCAUCUUCUCCAGAGUGUCCAGUCCCUAAACACCCACCACCAACCACCCACCAAGGACUGGACAGAGGUCAGCGUCCCUCCACCAUCAUAUGAGGGGUCUGUGGUGAGAGCUGUGGCUCAGCUGGAGGAGACACUCAGUAAACAGAUGAAGAAGCUGCUUCCUGAGUCAGAGCUGAAGAGGAUCCAGCAGUAUGCAGUGGAUGUGACUCUUGAUCCUGAUACAGCAAAUCCCGAACUCAUCCUGUCUGAUGAUGGGAAACAAGUAACUGAUAGUGAUGUAAAGAAGAAACUUCCAAACAACCCAAAGAGAUUUUCUACUGCUCAGUGUGUUUUAGGAAAGCAGAGUUUCUCUUCAGGCAGAUUUUACUUUGAGGUUCAGGUUAAAGGAAAGACUGAAUGGAUUUUAGGAGUGUGCAGAGAGUCGAUCAACAGGAAGGGACAAAUCACACUGAGGCCUCAGAAUGGUUACUGGACUAUAUGGUUGAGAAAUGGAAAUAAGUACAAAGCUCUUGCUGGCCCUCCAGUCGGUCUCUCUCUGAAGUCUCAGCCUCAGAAGGUGGGGGUGUUUGUGGAUUAUGAGGAGGGUCUGGUCUCCUUUUAUGACGUAGAUGCUGCAGCUCUUAUCUACUCCUUUACUGGCUGCUCCUUCACUGAGAAACUCUUCCCAUUCUUCUGUCUCUAUCUUAAUGAUGGUGGCAAAAACUCUGCACCUCUGAUCAUCUCUCCUGUCAGAGUAAACUAAUCAAUUAUUUUACAUCAUGUAUUGAUUUAUUUUUAUUCAAGGGAACAAAUGUACAUAUUUAGAGUUUACUGUGGUGAUUGAUUUAUAUUUCAUUGUUAAGAUUUUUUAUUAUAUGUAUCCCAUUAUAUAAGCCACACAUUCAUUUGAUGCAUUCAUCUCUUCAGCCCUGCAUCCUAACACACUUUAUGUGGAGAAUAUCUAUUAAACCCACAAACAUUUAUUUUAAGAAAUCACUGUUUCUAAAGACACAAAAUAUGCCAAGAUGAAUUUUGAGUAAUUGUGUAAAAAAAAAAUCUGCAAAAUAUCUCGAUUUUUUCUUUUUCUGUUUGAUGUGCAGCCACAGAAAACAUAUUGAUGAAUAUUUAAUUGUGUCACAAAGCUUCACUUGAGAGUAAGGCCUUUCACAUGUCUAUAGUGUCUACAAGAUACAGUUUGUAGUAUAAAAAGUUAAUGGACAAAGUUAAUUAAUAGAAUGGAUGCUAAUGUAAUUUUCUAUGAAAAGUUGUUUGGUUAAUUGCUGGUAAAAUGGAUUAUGAAAUGGAUUAAGAAAUCUGUAAAUAUGUGAUUGUAAAAUAAAAACUGUAAAAUAAACUAGUUGUUGAACACAA